AUGAUAGCUGUUGGGUUUAGUGGGGAGUGGGCACAGUCCUCCGUUCCGUUGCCGAUUCCCUAUGCAGUCAACUAUCUAGAAAUUCAGAUACGAGAAAGUGAUAAAUCGCCCAAAUCUCACGAUGUUUGUGGUUUUUCACGUCCUCCUGAUGCAGAUCUGGAUUGUUUCAUUGGCGACAUGGAUCCGGGAGAAAUAGUGGUAACCUCCAUUAAACCUGGUCUGAAGAGAGAGUAUAACAUGAUGAUGAAGGCUCAGGGGGAAUUGAUUAGGUCUUCAAGAGAAGGUGGAAGAGUGACGAGGUCGCUAAGCGCCAGUGGUUCCAGGCGAGCAAACACAAGGAGCGGUGGUAUGAUAAACAGAAAAGUCAAGGGAUCUGUUCCUAAGAAAAUGAAAAAAGACAAAAAAGGAUCAGAAGAGGAGCCAGAGGUGCCUGAGAAGGAUGGAGCACAGGUAGAGUCCACCAUAGAGUGUGAAUCGAGAAAUUUGGAGCCAGAAUUCAUUAUUGUAGAUGGGACCUUGACACAGGAAUUGCAGCCCAAUUCUAGGGAAGAAGAGGACGUGAGGAUGUUGGAGAACGGCGAAAAUUUGGAUAUUGUAGAAGUGCCAAUGGGAGAUGUAGUACAGGCACAGUCUAAUUUAGGAAAUGAUUCAAGAAGUUUAGAGGCAGAGUUAGUAGCUGUGGAGAGUAGUGAGGCAGAGAAGAAAGUGGGGGCGGAUUAUAAGGAAGCUGUGGACCCCCAGGUGUUGGGCAUAGAGUUACCAUCGUCUCAGGGUGGAGUUAGUGACAUAGAUUUUACUCAUGAAGGCGAAAAAACAAAUGAAGGAGUCUCUGAUUUAGGAUGUGAGAUAAUUGGAGAGGCUACAAGCAGGACUGAAGAAAAACCACUGAGGAGGCACACUCGGGAUUUGAAACAGCAACAGGAGGAGUCUUUUCUUGAGGCACCAACUAGAGAGAGUAAAAGUGCAGCAACUUUGACAGAUAGCCGGUGUAAACGCGAAAUGAAGAUGUCGAAGAAGGUCGAGCUGAGGAAGGUGCCUUUAAGGUUGAAGGAUCUUCUAGAGACUGGACUCUUGGAGGGUCUCAGUGUUAGAUACAUCAAUGGCUCUAAGAGGAGGAGGCAUCCUGACACAGAACUUCAGGGAGUUAUUAGGGCAGCGGGGAUAUUAUGUAAAUGUAGUGAAUGCAAGGGGAAAGAGAUGGGUUUAGAACAAAUUUUCCAUGUUUUCUUGUUUAUGUUUCCAGGGUUGAUUCCUGAAUCUGGUGCUGGCAGACAAAUGCUUCUGUGUGAUUCUUGUGUUCUACCUAAGGAUUCUGAUCCGGGACACAUCCAGAGCAGUGAAGUCACCCCUAGGUCCCCGUUUGUUGGGUCAUCACCACCGGUAGUCUCUGUUUGCCAGCCUGAAGUUCCAGAAAGUGCUCGACUUUCUUCACAUAAACAACCUCAAAGUCAAAGCAAACGUCAAGGGAAGCUAACACGAAAGGAUUUGAAAAUGCAUAAAUCUGUCUUAAUGGAAGAUCUGCUACCUGAUGGUACUACUUUGUCGUAUGUCAUGCAUGGAAAGUUCUGCUUUUCUUUGUUUCGAGAAGGCUUGAAGGUUAUAAGAAAGAUGGUGCUAUCUUCUGCACAUGUUGCAAUAGAUUGGUAUGGGGAUGUGGUUAUGUGCGAGAAAGAGUAUCAUAUCAGCUGCCUGAAGGAGCAGGGGAUUGCUGACUUGGAUGAAUUGCCGGAAGGUGAGUGGUUUUGUUCUGAACGGUGCAGUACUAUCCACGUGGCUCUUCAAAAUUUUAUCGGUGCUGGGGAACAGAGUCUUCCAGAAGAUCUCUUGAAUAUUUUGAGAGGGAAAAUUGAAACCCAAAAUCCAUCACAAGAUAUUGACACAAAAGGUCUAUCACAAGAUAUUGACGCAAAAGACCCAUCACAAGAUAUUGAUGCAAAAGACCCAUCACAAGAUAUUGAUGCAAAAGGUCCAUCACAAGAUAUUGAAGCGAAAGGUCCAUCUCAAGAUAUUGAUGCAAAAGGUCCAUCACAAGAUGUUGACAUCAGGUGGAGGCUGCUGAACGGGAAAAAAGCUUCUGAGGACACAAGAGUGUGGCUCUCUGGUGCUGUUUCCAUAUUCCAUGACCGUUUCGAUCCAAUUGCUGAUUCAAGCACGGGCCGUCUUGACCUCAUUCCUCACAUGGUUUACGGGAGGGCUUUCAAGGACCAGGAUUUCUGUGGCAUGUAUUGUGCUAUGCUGAUGGUUGGCUCGGUUGUGGUGUCUGCUGGGAUUGUGCGAAUAUUUGGUGAAGAAAUUGCUGAGCUUCCUCUUGUGGCAACGAAGAGCGAGUACCAAGGGAAGGGCUAUUUUCAGUCUCUAUAUUUCUGCCUUGAGAGGCUUUUGGCGUCCCUUGGUGUAAAAGGUUUGGUGCUGGCUGCUGCUGAUGAGGCAGAAUCUUUGUGGACGAAUAGAUUUGGCUUUGCAAAACUUGGCGAAGAAGAGGUUGUUAUCAUUGGAAGAGUACCAGAAGAAGUAUCAAAUGAUGAUAUUCCAGGGCACAUCCGUUCUUCACAAGGCGAUCACGAAUGCGUGAAAACAGUUGCCUUUUUUUUGUUUUUUUGGGUUCAUGUACAGAAACUGAAGGGUGUUUUUGCUUCUUCUGUGGGAAACUUGAAACUACAUUCUUUGUUAUUGGAUUUUUGUCCAUAUUCUUAGAAUGUACAUUCUCUAGGUUUUAAUACCUCCAGGUUUUGAGAUCCAAUGGUUGAUCUUAGGUGACGACUUAAGGAUGUUGUGGACGAUUGCUUGUUGGGUCUGUUUUGUGCAUGCCUGGAGAUUGUUUUUGGCUUUUGCUCCUCUUAAGACAAAAUUGGCAAUGGUUUAUCCUUCAGCAGUCUUCAGUUAAGCUUAUUUGAUUUCGUCUCAUAAUUUAAUGUGGGGGUAUGCCUUUGCAAGAUUCUCUUGGAUAUUAAAUUGACGAGAUCUGGAGCUAAAUGAAGUUGUUAUGCAUUCUUCUGAAUGCUUCCAGUGGGUGAAUAAAUGAUUUCAGCCAGUAGAAUGA
This is a messenger RNA of Striga asiatica, 3040 nucleotides long. The record is from the annotation of a GenBank genome assembly. NCBI's taxonomy places the organism in Eukaryota, Viridiplantae, Streptophyta, Magnoliopsida, Lamiales, Orobanchaceae.